AUCGUCAUCGCGUAAUAGUCUCGAAAUAUUACAGUUACACAUACGAAAGGGUUCAGUUUUCAGCCAAUUAUCAACGCUGAUUCGUUCUCGUUGAUCACAACAAAAUAGCAGUGUUGGUGUUUUAUCACUUUAAUAUUCAGUGCUCAAGCUCCUGCUGCCUCGAGGUAGCUUUUGUAGCGCUCUCUUGUAUUACAAGCCACGAAAAAAGCUAGAAGUAGACUUAACACACGUCCAAAAAACUGAAAAUGCUUUGUUGACUUGGCGAUUUAUGGUUAGUUUUUCUAAAUUUCGAGACUAUUACGUAAUGUCAAAUUCAUGAUAAACCUUGCGCAGGUAGACAAGUUGAUCGGUAGAUUCUACUACGUUUCUGAGAGCGGCGGAAAAGCAAUAAUCUCUCACUAAAAUCGUUUUUUUGGACGUUCAAACUGCCUUCCGCCACACAUUUCCUUCUCGUGAGUUGAUGUUUGCCCCGCGGCGAUCUCAGAAAUCUGGAUCCUAUUACUGGCAACUCAUUCAUUAAGCCCUCUCAGAGAUAACGGGAGAAAAAAGUUUCAAUAGUUGGAUGUAACUGAACCCUACUCGCAAUAGAAGAAAAGCAGUUUACUGGAUGGAUGUAACUGAACCCCAAACGUGUAAAUGAUACCAGUUUAAUAAAAGAUAACGAAGGGCUAACGCUGGAAAAGUCAGCAUUACAAACACCUUACGUUGGCCAAGUUAUGUUAAAAACUAAACUAUCAUGUCAUACCUCCUCAGUUUUUUUAGAAGCUAACUAGCCCCAAAAAUAACAAUGUAUUUCGUAAUAGAUAUCGACCAACAUGAAAUAGCUGUAAUUGUUUUUUUGCUUAUGUCUGUUAGGACAUGGCGUUUUAUCCCGAUUACGUGAAACUCGCCACGCAUGAAGUUCCAUUUGCAAGGUCUAAGAUGCGAGUACUUUGUCCUUCUAUCACAAGAGGAUUCCCAGCGUUCACGGGAUAUAUUUGUACAAGAAAAAGAAUGUCAAAUACUUGCCAGAGGAUUUCGUGGCUGGAAGAGACAAUGAUGGGACAAAGAGAGAAAUUCAGGACGUUGACCGAAAUAUUUCGAUUUCAUUAAGUGAUUUUUAGCCUGAGGUGGAAAGCAUUGUGGUUUCUAAACGUAGUCUCUUCAUUAUUUCCGAAGUCAGUAUGAUAUUCAAAGAAUCUCAUCGCUGUUCACUAAUAAAUCAAUCUUACUUACAGGCGACCAGACUUGCUUGAAAGAGGGCGGAUAUCGUUUAAUUUCCGAAAAAAGUGAGUAUCCUGUGCUUUAUCUAUGCCGUAAACGUCAUUGAUUUCUUAAGCCAAUACUAAGUCUUACAAGUAAACACACGCGCAUGGGGUAGUCGAGCUAUAACGUAUCUUAGUCCCAUAAUGUUCUCUAGGUGACUAGAAUGACGCUGAAUUUGGUCUUAGUCAGGACUAAGGAAUUUUUGAGCAACUUCGCAAGGCAUCACACUCGUACAAUUUGAAAGCUGUUUGUUGACGAGUCCGGGCUCUUGGCCGAGACAAAUCGCUCUCUUAUUAGCAACGCACUGAUAUUACGCAUAUGAUACAUAUGCAAAUUUUAGAACAACCAAGUAUUACGGUCCAAUAAAUAUACUUCGAAGUAUUAAAAUUAAAGAAUUAAAAUAGAAAAUUAAAAUCGUAAUUCUAAGGUUUAACGUAGAACACAAAAUGUUGCAUACAUUAAAUUAUGUUUUCGAGCCCCGUGGGGGGCUCCCCUAGGGGCAAUGAGCCAGACCAAAACAACAUAAACAAAACCGUUGAAGUUGUGGUGGAUGCACCCAAAAGUUCGCUGCCUAAAGAAUCAAGGCUACAAAACCGAUGGAAUGAAAGUCUGGAUCGUUUGUUGUGCUUAUUUGGUUGCUCCGCUUUGCGUUCGAAAGUUGGCCUUGUUCUACAGUGAAAUGCCGACGCAUGUUCGCACGCGAUCCGUUGCUCUAAUACGAGGGGCCAAUAUAAUGAAAUGGCCUAAUUAUGAAAUAAUAGGAGAUCUUAUUCUUAUGUUCACUUAGCGCACGUUAAGGUGGUGUUGCACGGUUGCAGAACUUGGAGAAUGACUCAAUUGGAUGAGAAGAAGCUGAAUGCUUAAAGCUUGUGAGCAGUGAAGAGUUUAGGAGAAGAGGGAACAUCUAGACCUUAAUGGUAUAGAUAUUAUAUAGAAGACGAAGAUGACUGGGCCGCUUUCCUAGAAUAGACCAACAGUCCAACGCGCUAUUGUACUCACGUGAGUGCCACCAAAUAAAAGAAGGCCAGGAUGACCACACGAAACGUAGCAAAGGACAGUGGGAAUAGAACUUAAAUGGAGCGAGAACUAAGAACCAGGAUUGGAGUAGCCACAACUACGAAGGAUAGAACAUCCAAGAAAGCGAGAGAGAGUGCUACUAAUCUCCCACCGACCCAAGGAGAGCAGCGAACAAUGAUGAUAAAAGCCGCAACGGCCUCAAAGCACCACUGUACACCGUAGGUAGACGUGGGGCAGACGUUCGACAAUAAUAUUUCGUAUUCACAUAAAAUGAGGUUUUAAAGCAGCUAGGGAAAGGGUGAUCUCGUAAUGGUAAUGGUAAUUUAUAGUAGCGGGAAUGUAUAAUGAAAUGCGACGAGAAAUGACGCAUCUCUUUGAGGUUCCCUAUCAACGUUUCUGCUUCCGUUGAACCAUCUAAAUGAGUUAGCUACAGUUAUCCUUUCCAAUUCUGAGUCCCAUUUAACUCGUAAAAUCCUCAUACUUUGUACUUACCCUUACCCCGAAAUUUAUGCCCGUUUAGGGCGGAUCCGGGUGUCCCUGUAUAACCCUUCUUAAGAGGUGCCCACUUCGAAGCUCAGAUUUUUUGCCGUCUCCUUUAAUUUUGGAUCGGGCAACAGAAGGAGGGUAGGAGGAAGGGUGUGGGUAUCUCCCGUUUCCCGCAGAAUGCUCUGGUCUUGUCUCUCGCACCUUUAACUCCCGUCCCUCGCCCUUUUCUGCGAAACGUUACAAAUCAGUCUGCCGCAUUUCUCCUCUGUUUCCUGACCUCACUGGAAAGCCGCUUCCUCUCCUUUCCUAUUCCGUCCCUUAACUCCUGCUUUACCCCCCCCCCCCUUGCAUUUGCUGUAGUUUACUCUUUACCGCCUAAUUCAGUGGUUAUGAAGAACCUUAAGCAGUCAGGAUGGCGACGCCAAGGAAGACGUCGUUGAUGGCUGUUAGCCGUGUCCUCGUUGCCUUCACCGUCGUGGUUUUCUUGGGGUCCCUAUUCUCAGUACGGGAACCGUACAACCUGCCAAAACCUCAUUGUAAAUGUGCUGUACCAAAGAAAAGUAAAUUGCCGAUUCUAAGCUCUACACAAAGACCCUGACGCAAUAGCAAAGGCAAUGAAUCAUCCACCUCUCUUAGUUUUUAACUGGAAAAAAUUUUGGAUUUUCAAACAACUCGACACAGCCGGAAAACAUUACGUGACACCGUUUGCGUGAGAGACAUGAGAGUUUAUCUCCUAAACCAAAAUAGUACUAUGGAACCUGCGCAAGCCUUGAACUUUCCGCUGCUGUCUCCAAUUCUUCAACCUGUUCUCAGUUUCCCGUAGCGAUUCGUAUCAGCGAAAUUCUUCCUUUGCUCUUUCCCAGCAAUUCAGGAGCUCUUUUACGACAAAUGGCAAGCUGUCAAAUGGAAAUGUUAGUAACUUGUAAACUGAGCCAUCUAUCGUGAUUCCUCUUCUGUUGGAUUUAUUCCAAUAAAGAACUACUUUGAUAAGAAGAAAAGGAAACGAGGUUACGUGUCAUAUUUUCCACAUCGUAUUUUUCGCCAACAGACGCUGCGGUUCUUUUCAGUAAUACCGUGCUGGUCUGGCAUUUCAAAUUAAUAGAAAACACAAGGUGCUUUUCAGACAUCCUGUGUUCUUUGCACUAAACACGGCAACGGAAAUACUACAAAGAAGCGUCUCAUGUGUUUACAUCCUUUUGUUUCAGAUGCGCACUAGAUUAAACAAUGACAAAAAGUGUUACAAACAAAAAAAAUCAAGAUUAUUUGUUUUGAUCUACGGAGCUAAUUUAUUAUGUAAAUUGGCCUCCACAAAGAGUUUCUAAUGCUAACUUAUCAAGAGUUAGACCUUUGUCAAAGCGAAAAAAACGAGUUAAACAAAAAAAGGGAGCCAAAACUUCUGCGGAAACCAAAAAUGUCAGUUUAUGGUUUCCAAUUUGCUAGUAUAAUCCGAUGCUAUCUGUGCAUAGGAAAAAGGCAGUGUGAUUUGCAUCUUAGAGACUAUAAAUCACCUUACGUUGGCCCACGAUGUGAUCACAUGGUCCUUAAUUGUAAUCAAUGUCGUACGAUCAUGUCAGGUGACUAAGUGACAGCCCAUAACAUCGGAACAUGACAUAUUUGCGUGACAAGCCUCGUUUGUCCUUAGGCGCUCUCGCUAUUACUGUUGACAUUCGUCCUGGCCUCACCAUCUCUCGCGAUAACGUGGAACGUCGAGAAACGCAACUGUUCAAAAUGACUUGGUUACUCCUCCUUGUAUUAUCUGUAAUGGAUAUAGCCGCAGUCUAUUUCAAUGUACGAAUGCUGAUAAUCUGUUUCAAAGACAAAACGAAAUACAAAUUUCUGGAAAGUUGCAGGGUACUGGCCAUUUGUCAAGGCGCUUGCCAUCUCAUAAUUCUUGUUGCGGAUACUGCAGAAUGGUGGAACGGCUUCACUAUUCUCCCUGGUGAAACAUGCAGCUUCUUCAGAGUCCUGUCACUUUCCGUGAUGUUCUACCAGACUUGUAAUUUGACGGCAAUGAUGACGGUUUACAAUGAACACGGAACCCAAGACGCAAGUUCGAAAGUUCGAAUGUACGCCGCGCUUAGUAUGGGAGGUGUUGGGACUUCAUUGAUCGCAUGGCACAAUUGUUUUGCUCAAGCGCCGACUUCUCUAUUUGCCCUCAAAGCUGCCUUCGUUUUGGUUGUGACAUUUUUGAUCUUGCUUCUUGCGGCAGCUCUUUUCACGAACGAUGAAUACAACACACUGGAGUCACAGGCCGCCAUCUACACUUCAGCUUCGCCGUUUUGGGUUCGUAAAGAAAACAUGAGGCCCUUAUUCUUCACAACUUUGACGCUACCAUGUCUUGUUUGGAUCCUUAGCGGAGUGCCCAAUACUGACUCGCUGCUUUACGAAGAUUAUGAACAAGUAACAUUGUUCAAGGAGGCUCUUUAUUCAGUGAUCACCAAAUUUGCAGUCGGAAUUGUUUUACCGGUGACUUUGUAUGAUUUGAUAAAUUCGAGCUAUGUAGACAGGAAAAAUCAAAUUAUGGCAUCUAUUAUUUAAGAAGAAACUGGAUUUAGAGCGAAAACAUAAAUCUCUCUAAAGAAAUCAGUAUUUUAUUUGUUACAUUCUACAAACUAACUGCAGAGUCGAAGACUUUUCCGGCAUUCAAUGGAUAAGGAUGUACAGCGCGAUUCUGUGAAAAGAAGCACAAAGUUUUGUUAUGUAAUUAUGUCUCGGAAUAUCUUUUAGAGAUACUUAGUUGGGUUUCUUGCCUUUAUGAAGGAUUUACUUCGAUAUGAAUUCGAUACAAAAAUUGUUGAUUGUUGCUAAGAAGAAUAUUCAUCGAGCCAAAAUAAUUAUGAU
Messenger RNA from Pocillopora meandrina, 5589 nucleotides. The record is from the annotation of a GenBank genome assembly. NCBI's taxonomy places the organism in Eukaryota, Metazoa, Cnidaria, Anthozoa, Scleractinia, Pocilloporidae.